AUAAUUGAGUAUGCAACUGCAUACAAAACAGUUCUCACCACCAUCAAGAAAGAGUUUGAUGAGUUAAUCUGUGCCAUAAAUAAGAGUGACCAUGAUGCCAAGCUGGCGCAUGGGAAACUGAAGGCGGUGGUGGCCCAGCCCACCUCCCUUAUGUACUGUCAGAGAAAAGCUGUGCAGCUUCAGGAAAUGCAAGCGAGUCACUUCAAUCUUCUACCAUAGACACAAUGUGGCCCCAGAGUACAGGCUUAAACAUUGUUUUUUCCCCCCUUCCAGGAUUGCCAUCAUUCAGAGAGACACUGCAGAGCUGCAGGCUGAGCUAAAGAGUACAGGAGUGGAGGAGCAACAAGAGACCCUCGUUGCAUCAGAAGACCUUGGAGAGCAAGACACUAUGGCCCGUUGGGCAAAUUCCAGGCAUGUCCCUACAUUGCUGAACUAAUUUGUGCCUGUUUGUUUUGACUUAACGGUAUAAUGGCUGUAUGUACUGUAUACCCAAGUACAUAUUGUCAUGUCAAUAUGUCAUUCAUGAGCAGUGCUUACAGUAUAGUUUUUCCCAGUUCUGACAUUUGAUGAGUCGAUGAACCCAGCAGUUCUUGCAAAGCAUUUGGAGUACCUUGAGUGAAAGCGAGACAACCUGCAGAUUAAGAGGAAGAGCCUGUAUGUGUCUGUUUCCGUCAAGGCUGACCUGGACAAUAAAAUGCGGUCUGCCCUGGACCAGAGCGAUGAGCUGGCAGUAGAGAAUGAGAGACUCCAACUCCGGUGAGACUGUCUCACUUGUCUCAAUACUCACUAGCAUGAGUGUUAAUAGAAUACCAUUGAAAAGGCCUAUGUUGUUAUCAGUUCUUCUGGUUUUCUACAUACAAACAGAGGAAGUUUCUGAAUGACUCCCUCAUUAACUGGGAAAAGACAGGAAGAGCAGUCCCUUUGCUGGAGUUCCUCACCUCAUAACUGGAGAAUAUAUUUGAUCUGAAAAGUAUUUUACACUUCCACUUUAGCAUACAGUGUAUGUUAGUAUUAGUGACACUGACAGUGAAUACAGUUAUUCUACUUAUGAUAUGGGAGGCCUAUAAACCUCGAGAGCUUUUGUGUGUUUUGUAACUAUGAGAAGGAUUAUGAUACAGCAGCAAUAAAGUACUAUUAUUUCCAUGCUAGUGAGCGACACUGAAAUCCCCUGGCAUCAGUGCAGUAGUGUUUGAAGAUGAUGAUCCCAGCAAGGUCAAUGAAUCGGAGCUCUUGGUGGAUUACAUUGAAAGGUACUAUAGUUUUUUCUGAGUUUUAGUGCUAUGCUUUCAACCAAUGCAUAUGUAUAGAUCAGUGGUCACCAACCGGUUGAUCGACUGGUCGAUCUUCAAGGCAUUCCUAGUCGAUCACCAAACAUUUAUGUAGAAAAGCCUAUAAUAAAAGUCAUAAAGAUGCUACUUUAUUUUAUUUUUCGUGUUGCGCUGUUGGCGGUCGGUGCACUUGAUUCAGAAGCCCAGCCCAUCGGGUAGGCAAAGUGUUCCCAUUUUGAACAAUUUCAUUUGUCUGAAAAUACAAACUCUGCCUACCUGGCAGACCAGGAGAUCUGUGGCUAAAUAGAGUGCCAAUCGGAUAUCUCAAAUCACCAUGGCUACAGCUUCCACGACGCCGGCUACAGCAAAGUUUGAUGCUAGCCUACCUGAGAUUUCAUAACUUUUAAAACCAUGAUCAGAGAGAGACACAUUGAAUACAGCAAAGAGCUGCUGUUUUUAUCAGUGAGUUCUUGUUUAAGUUUUUUUUCAACACUAUUACAAAACAUAAUGUGCUUCUCCCUACUUCCACUCACGCGGCUGCAAUGAAUGAAAGUGUAUUGAUAGCCCUGUGUUCUUCUUCUUCUUAUUAUUAUUAUUAGCAGCUCGUGUCUAUUUUAAUAUUGAGGAAUAUUUCACAUUCUCUGGUCAUUGGAACAACAUUAAUUUGUGCACGAGGCAGAUGUGGUGCGACUCGAGUUUCGCCAUCAGGUGGAAGACGGUGUUGCCUCUCUGGUCAGUCGGAGGAAAGGAGAGAGCAUUGACGUCAUGAUUUGACCUUGUUUUAUUUCCAGAGUUCCCAGUUGUAUUGACCAUCAGAUGCAGGUACCAUCAGUCCAGUAAAAUAUUUGCAAAUUAUUUCAGUUUUUGCUCAGCUGGCCUCGCAAGUGCUACACCAACUGAUCUACUGUAUAUUGUUAUCAAAGCUUGAGUUUUGAAAUAUAAAAUGGUCUGAGAAGAACAAUCUUGGCAGACAAGGCAUAUAGCCAAUAUGCUGUGAUAAUGUAUUAGGCCUAUUGCACAAACCACAUUCCUACAGACCUGUUUUUAUUAGCUUAAUUGUACAUUUUUUAAGUCAUGUAAAAAAAAAAUUCUGAGUGGUAGAUCUCGGCUUGCUUUUUGAUUGCGAAAGUGAUCUUGACUCAGAAAAGGUUGGUGACCACUGGUAUAGAUAAUUGUUCUAUGUGUUUUGACUUCCUGCAGGUUCAUUGACCUAUGACGGGGUGAAUAUGAGGCAGCUGCUUUCCAUGCCGCCAAAUCCCAUCAUAGAGUCUUGGGAAACAUGGAGACAAUGGAAAGGUUAAAAGGUGGAUCUCUUUAUUGUCUAUCUUACACAGAGGUCAUAUAGUGUUGUGAUCCCUAUACACACAUAAUGUGGGUUAUUGUGAAGUCUCAACCAUAAAGUAACUCUGCAUCUUGUACAGGCACACAGCACAUAUGAGUCUGUAUGAACUGUUUGAACUGUUCUCUGUUUCCCCUAUAGCAGUCACAGUGUACAGGGGGAGCUGCCCCCUCUGCUCCUUUUCUUCCAGGCCCUCAUGAUAUCAGUGCAUGCUGGGAAACAUCUGCCCUGGGAGACCCUAGGGGGUCCGGUGUGCCAUACAGCACAACUUUGUAGAGCUGGUCACACACUGGGUCACCCAGAAGAGGUUAGCAUAUAAUUGUGUAUAAUAUGAGGGUUAGGGAUUAUCAGUCUUUUUGGUGUAGGGUUUGAAUGGUAUAGCUGGGCAUUGUUGUAGCAAAUAUAGAAUAAUCAAGAGAAAUACAGUAUUAGUAAACUCUUAGAAAAAAGGUGCUAUCUAGAACCUAAAAGUGUUCUCCGACUGUCCCCAUAGGACAGGGAUCAUCAACUAGAUUCAGCCGUGGGUCGAUAUUUUCUUGAGCGGAUGGUCGGGGGGCCAGAACUGCAAAUUGACCACAAGAAGCCCAAACAGAUAUGUUUGACUAAAACAAUCAUUUCAAACCUUGCUUACAUUUGUAUAUGAUCACGUGUCUCUCUAUUAUGCGUGGGAAUACUUGGGAACAGCUUUCUUAAAUUAAAAUCACUUGGUGCUGAUUUCCUGGUGUUUUUACAGUCUUAUAUGUACAACAAUGAAAAUUCAACAACACAUAAUCAACAAUAUAUAUUAUUUUUGCUGAGAAAACUUGGGGGGGCAAAUAAAACCAGCCCGCGGGCCGCCAGUUGGGGCACCCUGCCAUAGGAGAACCCUUUUUGGUUCCAGGUAGAACCCUUUUGGGUUCGACGUUAAACCCUUUCCACAGAGGGUUCUACAUGGAACCCAAAAGGGUUCUACCUGGAACCAAAAUGAUUCUACCUGGAACCCAAAAGGGCUCUCCUAUGGGGACAGCCGAAGAACCCUUUUGGAACCCUUUUUUCUAAGAGUGUAUGAGAGUAUAAGACAAAGGUGUGAGUGUUUAGAGCUCUAUGUUAUUGAGCUCUAUGUUACAGCUUUCUCCAUAACCCUCUCAGACUAACAUACAGCAAGGCUCUGGGGGAUGUGAGCAUAGAGACAGGAAGCCGCGAAUGGCCAACACAUGCCUGGCUCUGGCCGAUAUAGUCUACAAGGCCUGCGGCGUGCUCAGGAAGGCCACACUGAGCAUGUGCAAGAGAGGCAUGACCAGCAAUGCUAUGGAGUUCAUCUAUCGAAGCAAAGGCUUUACUGCAGGUGGGGAACACACUCUCACUCAUUUACAGAUACUAUUCACACACAUCCUAUGUAGUGUAUGUGUGAGUGACUCAGUGUGUGCAGUGUGUUUUUAAGUAAAUGUGUAUUGUUCUCUGUGUGUAUGUUUGUGUGCAGAUUACUGUCUGUUUGGCUGUCCCAGUUUGGCCCUGCUCCAGGCAUUGACUCAGGAGUAUCAGGGUCAGCCUGGAGUGAUUUCUCUGGGCUUUGCCUGCCAUGCUCUGCUCAACUCUGAUCUGGAGGUCCUGGCACUGCAGAUGGUGGGGAAGAUAUGUAGGCUACACGCACUAAUCAGCAGGGCAAGCACAUAUGGUCGCACACACGGACAAGUUGAACUGACCUGUGCUGCUGUGAUUUUCAGGUACUUUGGAGAAGGUGAUUCUGGAUGAUACUAGGUGUUCUGCAGUGGACUGGGGUGAGAUAGCGGGUCGCUGUGGCCAGAAGAAAGGGCCCUGCUGGCCCAGGAGAUCCUCUUCAUCCUGCUGUCUCAGUCAGGGACUAUGUACCUCUCCCCUGGCAUAGAGAGCUCCAGGCUGAUGGCACACGUGUUCAUGUAG
Molecule: messenger RNA, 4506 nt
Organism: Coregonus sp. 'balchen'
Lineage: Eukaryota; Metazoa; Chordata; Actinopteri; Salmoniformes; Salmonidae
Source: the annotation of a GenBank genome assembly